Messenger RNA from Penaeus vannamei (Pacific white shrimp), 320 nucleotides. NCBI's taxonomy places the organism in Eukaryota, Metazoa, Arthropoda, Malacostraca, Decapoda, Penaeidae. The record is from RefSeq and is a predicted model, not a curated record.
ACAAUGCCACGACAGUCAACUGCGAGCUGUACAUCAGGAGCUUCGGAUCCAUCGACCCAAACUCCAUGGACUACCAGGUGGACCUGUACCUGCGGCAGUCGUGGGUGGACGAGCGGCUCAACCACGACGACAUCAAGCAGCCGCUCGACCUCAACGACCCCAACCUCGUCAAGGCCAUCUGGAAGCCCGAGGUCUACUUCCCCAACGCCAAGCACGCCGAGUUCCAGUUCGUCACCGUGCCCAACGUCCUCGUCAGGAUCAACCCCAACGGAGAGAUCCUCUACAUGCUCAGGCUCUCUCUCUCUCUCUCUCUGCCUCUC